Messenger RNA from Camelina sativa (false flax), 393 nucleotides. The record is from RefSeq and is a predicted model, not a curated record. NCBI's taxonomy places the organism in Eukaryota, Viridiplantae, Streptophyta, Magnoliopsida, Brassicales, Brassicaceae.
AUGAAAAAUUUCACAAUCUUCCUCUUUUUUUUUGGUUGUUGUAUGUUAGACCAUGUAUCCGGUGCUGGAAUCAGGAUCGUAAACGAACUCAAAAAUAAAAAAACUGUUUGGAUGAGAUGCUUUUCUAAAGAGGAUGUAUUGGGUCCAACACUAAUACCAAACGGAGGGGAAUUUGUAAAUCAUUUUGCUCCUAACUAUUUUGGUAGGACUCGUUUUAUGUGUACAAUAAAACAACGAUCUAGAUUUAAACAUGUUCUAAAUUUUAGAGCAUUUAAAGGAAAAAAUUAUUGGGAUUGGAAAGUCAGAGAAGAUGGGCUCUAUUUAAGAAGAAGUAGACUUGAAAUUACUAACAACACAACAAAUCUGCAUAAGGAGUUAGAUUGGAUAGUAUAG